Molecule: messenger RNA, 4494 nt
Organism: Thyridium curvatum
Lineage: Eukaryota; Fungi; Ascomycota; Sordariomycetes; Thyridiales; Thyridiaceae
Exons: 5
Coding region: 1-4494 (1497 amino acids)
Biological process (GO): transmembrane transport
Cellular component (GO): membrane
Molecular function (GO): ABC-type transporter activity; ATP hydrolysis activity; ATP binding
Source: RefSeq, a predicted model, not a curated record
AUGUCAGCUCAAAUAGACAGUACCCAAGUCAAUGGUGCUGCACUGCUUGGUCCAGGACAAUCUGCAACAAAUUCACGCACGAAUAUCGGGGAUGAAGGCGCCGAGAACACCGAAGCAAUGGACAAGCGACUCUCCAAUGUCCAACAAUUAGCUCGUCAAUACACACGUGAGUCCAGCAAGGCUGGGUUUUCCGGACAGACCGAGCCCAUAUUUGGAAGUAGUGAUCCAAACUCGCCCUUGAAUCCACUCAGCGAGAAGUUCAACGCACGAGCCUGGGCUCAAAACAUCGCCAAUGUUGCCAAUCGACGGGGCCAGCGUUCUCGUACACUCGGUCUCUGUUUUCAGAACCUGAAUGUGUUUGGGUAUGGCACUCCCACGGACUUUCAAAAGGAUGUUGGCAACAUCUGGCUAGCCUUGCCAGGCAUGGCCCGACGGUUGAUCAAUCACAAGGCCGGGCAGACACGCAUAGAUAUCCUGAGAGGCUUCGACGGGGUACUCCGCCCUGGGGAGAUGUUGGCCGUGCUGGGUCCACCGGGGUCUGGUUGUUCAACAUUCCUCAAGACGAUCUCGGGCGAGACUAAUGGCAUAUACGUCAACGACGGUUCCUAUUUCAACUACGAAGGGCUCUCGCCUCAGGAGAUGCACACACACCACCGAGGCGAUGCCAUUUAUACCGCAGAGGUUGAUGUGCACUUUCCGCAUCUCACAGUUGGAGAGACUCUGACCUUCGCCUCCCGGGCGCGGUGCCAGCGAGAUCUACCAGAGAACCUCAAUCGUAACGAAUACUGUGAUCAUCGCCGAGACGUCGUCAUGGCAAUGUAUGGCAUCAGUCACACCAUCAACACCAAAGUCGGCAAUGAGUUUGAGAGAGGAGUUUCAGGAGGUGAACGAAAGCGCGUGACCAUUGCGGAAGCCACGCUGUCUGGCGCACCGUUCCAGUGCUGGGACAACUCGACCCGUGGCUUGGACUCUGCCAAUGCUAUUGAGUUCUGUAAGACAUUGAGACUUCAGUCAGAGCUGUUCGGGCAGACUUGUGCUGUUUCUAUGUACCAGGCUCCUCAGACCGCCUUUGAUCAGUUCGACAAGACCUUAGUACUCUAUGAGGGCCAUCAAAUCUACUUUGGUCCUGCAUCGAAAGCAAAGGAAUACUUUGUCAAUCUGGGAUAUGAAUGCCCAGAGCGGCAAACCACUCCCGACUUCCUCACCUCCAUGACAUUCCCCGCGGAGCGCAUCCCGCGUAAGGGUUGCAAUCCGCCCAGAACUGCCGAAGACUUCGCCAAGGCCUGGCAAGAGAGCCGCGAAUUCACGGCUCUACAAAUCGAGAUUGACGAGUAUAAGAAACAACACCCUAUCGAUGGCCCGGAUGCAAUCCAGUUUCGAUCGCUGAAGAGGUCUCACCAAGCCCGGGGCCAGCGCCUGAAGUCGCCAUACACCCUCACGUAUAACCAGCAAGUCCAGCUGUGCUUUUGGCGAGGCUACAGGCGCUUCGUUGCGGACCCGGGCCUGACGGUGGGAAUGAUGAUCGCCAACACCGUGAUGGCUCUCAUCUUGUCAUCCUUGUUCUUCAAUCUCAAGUCGGAUACUGAGUCCUUCUACGGCCGUACCGUCGUCUUAUUCAUGGCGAUCCUGUUCAACGCCUUUGCAUCCAUGCUCGAGAUUAUGACACUUUAUGCCCAUCGACCAAUCGUUGAGAAACAGUCUCGCUAUGGCUUCUAUCAUCCCUCUGCGGAGAGCUACGCCUCCGUUUUGGUUGACCUCCCCUUGAAGGUGCUCAACGUCAUCUCCUUCAACUUGGUGUUCUACUUUAUGACCAACCUGCACCGUGCACCUGGACCGUUCUUCUUCUACCUUCUCACUGUUUUUCUAAUUGUCCUGGCCAUGUCCGGAGUCUUCAGAUCCGUUGCUUCAAUCUCCCGAACUGAGCAGCAAGCUAUGGUUCCAGCUUCAAUUAUGAUUCUUGCCUUGAUCAUUUUCACGGGGUUUGUUGUUCCCGUCGAUUACAUGUUGCCUUGGUGUCGGUGGAUCAACUACCUUAAUCCAGUUGGAUACGGGUACGAAUCUCUCAUGGUCAACGAAUUUCAUGGUCGCAACUUCACUUGCUCCUCCUACAUCCCAGACUAUGCCACUCCAGGCUCUCCGAGUGUAGCAUGCGAUGUUGUGGGGGCCCUUCCAGGACAGCUUCAGGUCUCUGGAGAGGCUUAUAUCAAUUCAGCAUACAGCUACUUCCACAGUCAUAAGUGGCGCAACAUCGGGAUUAUCAUCGCAAUGGCAAUUUUCAACCACGUUGUCUACUUUGUCGCCAGCGAGUACAUCUUGGCAAAGAAGUCCAAAGGAGAGGUGCUGGUCUUUCGUAAAGGCUUCGUGCCACGGGUUUCUACGAGGAGCGCAAGCGAUGUGGAAAAGUCGCUGACAGGACCCGUUGCUGUCAUCGACCGAGGCGAGGGCUCUAUCUCGAGCGGCUCAGGUGCUUUCAAGGGUUCCACUAGCAUCUUUCACUGGAACAACGUCUGCUAUGAUCUCAAGAUCAAGGGAAAGUCCAGGCGGAUCCUGAACAAUGUCGAUGGAUGGGUGAAGCCCGGGACCCUCACGGCAUUGAUGGGCGUGUCUGGUGCUGGCAAAACCACGCUUCUGGACUGUUUGGCGGAUCGUCGUGGGGGUGUUGGCGUGAUCACCGGCGAGAUGCUUGUCGAUGGUAAGAUACGAGAUGAGAGCUUCCAGCGCAAGACCGGAUACGCCCAGCAGCAAGAUCUGCAUCUCGAAACUAGCACUGUCCGCGAGGCUCUCAUUUUCUCUGCGCUUCUUCGACAGCCUGCCAAGACGCCGAGAGCAGAUAAGUUGGCUUACGUCGACGAGGUAAUUCGACUCUUGGACAUGCAGGAGUUUGCUGAUGCUGUUGUUGGCAUUCUGGGCGAGGGCCUGAAUGUCGAACAGCGCAAACGCCUCACAAUCGGUGUUGAGCUGGCUGCGAAGCCUCCCCUGCUGCUGUUCGUGGAUGAACCAACCUCUGGCCUGGACUCGCAAUCAAGCUGGGCCAUCCUGGAUCUCUUGGAAAAGCUUUCCAAGGCUGGUCAAUCCAUCUUGUGUACCAUCCAUCAGCCAUCUGCCAUGCUGUUUCAACGGUUCGACCGCCUGCUGCUUCUUGCCGAUGAAGGUCGUACAGUUUACUUUGGUAUGUCUCCUUGUCUGUUCCACACUCGCCUCCUUCGUUCUUUUAGCUCACAAGGUAUGUUCAUCUUAGGCGAUAUUGGAGACAAUUCCAAAACCCUCACCGGCUAUUUUGAGCGGAACGGAGCCCCCGCUUGCCCGACCGGGGCUAAUCCAGCCGAAUGGAUGCUCGAAGCCAUCGGCGCUGCUCCGGGUUCUCACUCUGAAGUGGAUUGGCACGAAACCUGGCGGUCUAGCCCAGAGUAUCAUGCCGUGCAAGACGAGUUGGCCCGGCUGAGGUCCCACGGCAUUGGACGGCCGUCAAUCGACGAGAGGGACGAUCCCGGGUCGUACCGCGAGUUUGCAGCACCGCUCUGGGACCAGUUCGUCGUUGUCACGCAAAGGGUCUUCCAGCAGUCCUGGCGUACCCCUUCCUACAUUUAUUCAAAGCUUGGCGUCAGUAUCGGCUCGGCUCUUUUCGUCGGUCUCGUCUUCCUCAAUGCACCGUUGAGCAUCCAAGGUCUUCGAAACCAGAUGAUCGCGAUCUUCGAGCUCGCUACCAUCUUCGGGCAAUUGGUGAAUCAACAACUCCCGCAGUUCAUCCUCCAGCGCAACUUGUACGAGGUCCGCGAGCGCCCAGCCAAGACCUACUCUUGGAAAGUCUUCAUGCUCAGUCAGAUCAUCUCAGAGAUCCCCUGGUAUACCUUUGCUUCGGUUUUCAUGUUUGUCGUCAUAUAUUUUCCUGUUGGCUUCUUCAAGAAUGCCGAUGCCGCCGGCCAGUCUGCGGAGCGAGGCGGUCUCAUGUGGCUGCUCUUUUGGCAAUUCCUGCUGUACACGUCUACUUUUGCCCAUCUGUGCGUCUCCUUCGCGGCCACGGCCGAUGCGGGCGCCAACGUCGCCAAUAUGCUCUUCAUGAUGGCCUUCUUCUUCUGUGGCGUGCUCGCCCCCGCGAAGGUGAUGCCGGGAUUCUGGAUCUUUCUGUACAGGGUCUCGCCUCUGUCGUACUGGAUCUCAGCCGUCAUGUCGACCGGCAUCGCCAACGUGGAGGUGACCUGCGCCGACAACGAAUGGACGAUGGUGAGCCCUCCUGAUGGCAAGAGCUGCGGCGAGUACAUGGCGGACUACGUCUCGCGGGCUGGGGGCUACUUGAAGGACCCCGAGGCGACGAGCGACUGCAGCUAUUGCAAGAUGAAGGACACCAACGUGUUCCUGGCUGGCAUGGGGUCGGAAUACGGCGAUCGCUGGCGCAACUUUGGGUUGAUGUGGGUGUACAUUGGUGUCAAUAUUGUUGGGGCGAUGCUUCUGUACUGGGUCGCAAGGAUGCCCAAGAAGGGAAACAAGAAGAUGUAA